AUGGAACCAGAUUGGUAUGAACUAAACACGCCCCAUUUUUCAAAUAAUUAUCCAGAAGACAUGUUAGAUAUGGAACAAUAUGUUUUUUUUAAUGAUAAUAUUGAAUUGCUUAUGGCUAACAAUACCUCUGGCUUAUUCUAUAAUCAAAGGCAAAAUAAAGCCUUGAAUAUGAACGAACCUAAUGCGUCAAAUAUAAGUAAACCUGCUAUUUCAAUUAUGGACGAACCUGAUAAUUUAAAUAGUCAAGAUGAAAAUAAACUGACUGAUGAGCUUGAUGCUGAUCUUGAAGAACAUAAUAAUGAAGUUUUAGAUAGCACAAAUAAU
Molecule: messenger RNA, 324 nt
Organism: Dentiscutata erythropus
Lineage: Eukaryota; Fungi; Glomeromycota; Glomeromycetes; Diversisporales; Gigasporaceae
Source: the annotation of a GenBank genome assembly